This is a messenger RNA of Notothenia coriiceps (black rockcod), 770 nucleotides long. It is a transcript of the gene naa38, whose product is annotated as N-alpha-acetyltransferase 38, NatC auxiliary subunit. Lineage: Eukaryota; Metazoa; Chordata; Actinopteri; Perciformes; Nototheniidae. Gene Ontology annotation, molecular function: RNA binding. Gene Ontology annotation, cellular component: NatC complex. The record is from RefSeq and is a predicted model, not a curated record. The transcript has 3 exons. Bases 103 to 441 code for a protein of 112 amino acids.
UUUGAUGGUAACGUCCCCUUUAAGAAGAAAACACCGGAUAUUCAGCUUCCGGUUUGGCUGGUCCGUCAGAGAAAUCACUCCGUAAGAAAAGAAGAAGAGAUUAUGGCAACAAUGAUUGAGGAAAACGGUCCUUCGACUCAUGAGCAGUAUCAGGUGUCCCCUUCGUACCAGGCCCGGCAGAAACUAGAGGGGCUCCUGAACAAGAACAUGAAGAUUCGAAUGACGGACGGGCGGACUCUGGUCGGGCUCUUCCUCUGCACGGACCGAGACUGCAACGUGAUCCUUGGAUCUGCUCAGGAGUUCCUCAAAUCCUCAGACACGUUCUCCCAAGGCGAGCCCCGGGUCCUGGGCCUGGCCAUGAUCCCCGGUCACCAUGUGGUCUCCAUCGAGGUGGAGGCAGACAGUUUGGAAGAUGUACCAGGAUUUGGAGCGAGCCAUUGAUGAAACGCUUUCCUGUUUGGAUGUGACUGUCUCUCUGAGAACCAGCAAAAGGAGAAUGGACUUCUUUUGUAUGAGGAUUUUAUCCCUUCACCUUUACUGAUGCAGAACUCCUGUGUCCAUACUCUGGAUUUAGCCGUUUCCGCUAUGCUCGCAGCAAUGGCUGUACAAUCCAGCCUGUGUGUGAGUAGGUGUUGGCAAACAGCAGCUACUUGGUGUGUGUGGAAAUCUUGUGUAAACAUUUGUGAUGUUUUAAAAUACAUGGCUGUAUUUGAGACUUUGUGUUCAAUUGUUUUCAACAGAUAGAAAGUUUGUUGGUCGCUACAUUUUUU